Messenger RNA from Salvia splendens (bonfire salvia), 378 nucleotides. RefSeq names its product probable chromatin-remodeling complex ATPase chain. The coding region runs from base 1 to 378 and encodes 125 amino acids. Gene Ontology annotation, molecular function: histone binding; chromatin binding; DNA binding. Gene Ontology annotation, cellular component: nucleus; chromatin. Gene Ontology annotation, biological process: nucleosome organization. NCBI's taxonomy places the organism in Eukaryota, Viridiplantae, Streptophyta, Magnoliopsida, Lamiales, Lamiaceae. The record is from RefSeq and is a predicted model, not a curated record. The transcript has 4 exons.
AUGUCUCAGAUGCAAAAGCAGUACUAUAGGGCAUUGCUACAGAAAGAUCUUGAGGUUGUAAAUGCCGGUGGAGAACGCAAACGUCUCCUCCUCAACGUGGCCAUGCAACUAAGGAAGUGUUGCAAUCAUCCAUAUUUAUUCCAAGGUGCUGAACCUGGUCCACCUUAUGCAACUGGAGAACUUAUAAUAGAACAUGCUGGCAAGCGUGAUUCCAGGGCUCUGAUAUUUUCACAGUAUACCAUUGAGGAAAAGGUGAUUGAGAGGACGCUUUGGCGUUCCAACAGGGUCGCUGUGAACAAAGAUGAGCUGUUGCAAAUGGUGAUAUUUGGCGCGGAAAUGGUUUUCAAUUCCAAAGACAGCACAGGCACAGCACAAUAA